Messenger RNA from Mytilinidion resinicola, 1653 nucleotides. Its product is annotated as putative glucose dehydrogenase. The record is from RefSeq and is a predicted model, not a curated record. The coding region runs from base 1 to 1653 and encodes 550 amino acids. The transcript has a single exon. Gene Ontology annotation, molecular function: oxidoreductase activity, acting on CH-OH group of donors; flavin adenine dinucleotide binding. Lineage: Eukaryota; Fungi; Ascomycota; Dothideomycetes; Mytilinidiales; Mytilinidiaceae.
AUGUCCGACGAAACGAAGUUCGAUUUCAUUGUCGUCGGAGGGGGAACAGCAGGUGUUGUGAUAGCAUCCCGCCUUAGCCAAAAGUUCAGCGUUGCCCUUAUCGAAGCAGGCUCAAACGACGUCUUCAAUCCGCAUGUCACGGAUCGGAAAAGCCUUCUUGAACUUAUAGAAGAUGGCAUUGUUUUAGACUACUCAAGCGUCCCCCAGAGCCACUGCGACGACCGAAACAUGACCCAGUUUGCUGGUCGUACCGUCUCUGGAUCUAGCGCGGUCAACAUUGGAGUCUGGACAAGAGCAUCAAGGACAGAUUAUGAGGUAAUAGCGGAAAAAGCGGGCCAUGCUAGGUUCACGUUCGAAGGGCUUUUGCCUUACUUCAAACGGACGGAGCGCUUCUGGGAUACCACAGCCAGUCGCAAAUACCAUGGCUUCGACGGACCGAUCCACACGGCCGCUGGCCGGCAGUAUCCCAUGCGUAAAAUAUUGCAAGAAUCAUUCGUCGCUAGGGGAGUUGACAUCAAUCCGGACCCUUUUGAUGGCGAUCCGACCGGCCUUUCAGAUCUCUGCCAAAACUUUCGAGUAACAUCGAGCUCUGAUUCAACAAGACAGCAUAGCGCGCGGGUAUACGACCUCUCCAGAGUACACGUGAUGGAUUCCACGUUCGUUAGAAGAAUUUUAUUCCAGGACGGUAGGGCGACAGGCAUUCAACUGCUCAACGGCAACCAGCUACAUGCUCGCCGUGAAGUCAUUAUCAGUUGUGGCGCGUACAAGACCCCUCAACUGCUAAUGCUCUCCGGAAUUGGUCCAGCAUCCGAGCUAUCCAAACACUCCGUCCCCCAAAUCGUGGACUCCCCUGAAGUCGGCCGUAACCUGUUCGACCACAACUCCCUCAAGCAAUACUACCGCCUCCGCCACCCAGAGAAAGGCUUCGCCCUCCCCUUCACCGGCACCGCAAAGCCCGAGUACGGCCAAGGCGCGCCAUCAGACUUCCUCGCCUUCCAAACCCUCCCAACCCCUGACCUCCAAGCCGCCCUCGCAGCCGACGACCCUUCCAUUGACGCUUCCCACCCGCAUCUCCGCCCCAAACGCUGCCACCACCUCUCCGUAGUUUUCUACUUCCCCUUAAUCGACCAACCGAAUUACAGCGCCCAGCUUGGCCGGCCCCUAGAUGGUACCCACAUCAGCCUCAUAUCCUUUCUCCUCCUCCCCACCUCCCGUGGCACGAUCACGCUCCCCUCCACCGACCCAACCGCCCACCCUGUCAUAGACCCAAACUACCUCUCCACCGCCGCAGACCGCUACACCUUCCGCGCCGCCGUGCGCCGCAACUUGGAGCUCGCGGAGACCGGACCUCUAGCCAGCGAAUUAAUCGCGGAAACGCCACCAGAUGGGUUUCCGGCACUGACGUCCCGCUCCAACGACGAGGAGAUCGAUGCAAGGAUCCGGAGGUUUUGUGGGACUAUCUAUCACCCGCAGGGCACGGCGGCGCUGGGGACGGUGCUAGAUGCUGAGUUUCGGGUCAAAGGGGUCAGGGGGCUGAGGGUGUGCGAUGCGAGCGUGUUUCCGGAGGCUGUGGGAGCGAUGCCGCAGGCGACGGUUUACGCGUUUGCGGAGUUGGCGGCGGAGCUGAUUGGGGUUGGGAAUGAGGGCGAGUGA